Molecule: messenger RNA, 327 nt
Organism: Macrosiphum euphorbiae (potato aphid)
Lineage: Eukaryota; Metazoa; Arthropoda; Insecta; Hemiptera; Aphididae
Source: the annotation of a GenBank genome assembly
AUGCACGAGACGGUAAAGAUCGAUUCACCGUCUGCCGGCGACUCGAUGCAAACUGCUUCGGUCGAGUCGUUAAGUGGCCCGACCGAAAUGGUCGUGGCAAAUUAUGUCAGUUCAAAGUUCCGUUAUUCCGUUGGGCAACACGGCAACCAUGAUGACGCUAUCGUUGCCACCGAAGUCAAGAUCGAAACGCCACCCGUCUGGUCGCCGCUGCAUGUUCGACCGGUCGAAGCGGACGCGUGCCGAUACGCCGUUCCAGUUCAAUGCCGAACAUCGAGGUGCGGUUUGUUUCGGACGACAUCGAGUACGUCCCGGUGCGAGUUUCUAUAG